AUACUACCUAACUCUUGAAUAUGUUUCAGAUGAGCUUUCAUCAUGUACUCGCUUUGGUGUGCCUGGUGGGCACUGCAAUGGCUGCUCACCGUAACCGCCGCACCACGACAACCCCGAAACCGAAGACACUUGAAGAUCUGAUGCAUGAAAAGAUGGAUGUCCUUGAGAAAUUGAUGGAAACUGUUGCUAGACAGGUCAUGCUUCAGCAGCUGUCUUACAAUGAGCGGAUCCGGACCGGCUACAACUCUGGUGUGAAACAGAUCCGGUACACAAGGGACGGUCCAAGGUCGUAUGACACAGAGUCUCACUCGGGACAACAGGCUGGUGCCAUUCAUGAUCACCCUGAACAAUAUCGGACAAUGGGACUUGGGGAAAUGGAUGUUGUCCUCAAUGGCAUCGAUUUCAGGACAAGACACAACGACUACAAGCUCCAAAUGCCGGACAACAAGAAGGUGAUGAAUGCAGUAAGAGACGUACCCUUCCCGCCCGUCCCCGACGCCGUCAGUCGUCUCAGCACCGCUAAGGAACAGGUGGCGGAGAUGCGGGAGUGGUUCUCUGCCUGGCAGAAUCAGAAUGAAACCCACAGACCAUACAAGAGCCACUUCACGCCAGCACUGUGCUACCUGGAGGGAUUCAUGAUGAGGGAUUUGAAAAAGAUGUAUGAGCCUGCCGAGGUAGGCAUGCACCGUUUAGAUGCCCUGACACAGGAUGAAAUGCUACAGAAGAUCAGAUUUUCAGCGUACUCUGGAAUUCAAAGCAGCACCCAAGACUUUGCCUACCUACCCCGGUAUGUCAUGAACGUUAUCGAUGGUAAAAUAGAUACUGCCCAAUGGAACUACAGGGUCGCAUGCCACCCUAUCAGUGAAGACAUCCCACUGAAGAACCUCAAGCUGGUGGACGAUGUGAGUGUUAGAAUGGCCAACAACCUGACUUAUGAAGAAUACAGGCACAGUCCAGGAGCCAGGUUUGACCUCAAUGAAAAGUCCGACGAUCAAUCCUACGUCUAUGGGUUGUUGGACAAGGUCAUGCAGGAGAUCCCAGGCAAAGACAACUAUGACGCAGUCAUUCACGAUUAUUUCCUCGGUGAGACAGUCGAUGAAAUCAAGUUUGCUAACUUUACCCCACUCAACACGGCAUACUAUCACAGAUGGUACAAGGUUCAGGAUAACGGGGCUAUGGGAGUAAAGAUUGUCCACAGGGGAUUUGCUGAUUCGUUUUUCUUCAUUGCACAGACUACCCAGCCGGAAGUGGCAAGCAUGACUUUUAUAGAUUGUCAUAAGAACCGUACAACUAGGAAAACGGAUUGCGAAACCAUCACGAGACAGUACACUGCUGCUAUACCCCUUGAGAUAAUAUACCUGACCCCUCUCCAUACCUGGAACCCCUACAACAUCCAAUACAAGGGUGAUCACAGCACCAACUAUGGGAAAUCUGUCACUGCUAACAACAGGCAUGGUGGGCUGACCCAGGCCACUGCAUAUGACGGCUCCAACAACAUGAACUGGUAUCAUAUACCUAAAGAGUUCUUUGACCCAGCUGGUUUGAAUGAUCACAACUCAGCCCAUCGUGUGGCGGGUGUUUUGGACUCAAAGGGAACACCAAGACAGGUGAUGGCUUCGGGAGCCCGCACCAUACUUCCGAAUAUCCCAGGACUUGGACCCGUGAGGACUCGUUAUCCCAUUCUGCCAGUGCAUGGCGAGGGGAUGAGCGUCUGGAAGGAACUGGAUGCUCUUAAGGACAUCGCUAUGAACGUACAGAAGCACGCUGCAACGUUUGAGAAGAACCCAAUUCCCGUUGCCAAUGCGACCGCCAUGGAAACUGCAAAGCCGAGCGUCCACUUCCGUGUAGGCCCAUCAGAUUUAGCUCAUGGACACCACACCCACACCAUUAACCUCACCUUUGCACAGAUGGAGUCACUCGGUGCUGGGCAUUCCGUCAGCGUCAAGACAUCCACCAACUCUGGUCACAGUCAUAACGUUGAGGUCUUCGUCCGUCCGGGCACCUCAGGCUUUGAGAUCAAGAGUUGCGAUGGCCACGCUGGAGCGUGUUCUGAUGGUCAUCCCGUGCACCUUACUGUUAUCCAGAACUGAACGUUGAUCAGUCUAUCUGGUGGCAAUAAAUAUAAGCAUAUUU
Molecule: messenger RNA, 2133 nt
Organism: Haliotis rufescens (red abalone)
Lineage: Eukaryota; Metazoa; Mollusca; Gastropoda; Lepetellida; Haliotidae
Exons: 3
Coding region: 21-2090 (689 amino acids)
Source: RefSeq, a predicted model, not a curated record